Tribolium madens (black flour beetle) is the source of this 2365-nucleotide messenger RNA. RefSeq names its product sodium-dependent noradrenaline transporter-like. NCBI's taxonomy places the organism in Eukaryota, Metazoa, Arthropoda, Insecta, Coleoptera, Tenebrionidae. The record is from RefSeq and is a predicted model, not a curated record. The transcript has 13 exons. Gene Ontology annotation, biological process: sodium ion transmembrane transport. Bases 28 to 1932 code for a protein of 634 amino acids. Gene Ontology annotation, cellular component: membrane.
UUUGAAAGUUGUUCAGAAAUUUGCAAAAUGAUCCCGGAUUAUGGGAGUAUGUCCCAUGGAAUGUUUCGCUAUCCCGACGUGGCAACGUCACAAAUGGGAUCUCAUGUUACGAUCCUGAAACCGAGGGAUAUUGUCCCCAGCCCGUCCGAUGUUUUUUCCACAGCUGCUUCCUUCUUCAGCGCGAACGAUAAUGAAGCAAAUUGGAAACGAAGAGCGAAAUUCUUUUUCCGAAUUUUGAGUUUUUGUUUAGGCCCAGCUAAUAUAUGGAGGUUUCCACAACAGUCGUUUAUUUACGGAAAUGCAACAUACAUGUAUUUGUAUAUUGUGUACAGUUGGAUAAUUGGAGUGUCAUUGCUAGUUUUUGAAGUUAGUCUCAGUCAGUAUUUUAUGAAAGGUUUUGCUAAACUUUUCACCCUUUGCCCCAUUAUGGAAGGAAUAACACUUUCGAUGGCAUUUUAUUGCAUAAUAGCGACUUUUUUGUACAGUAUGAUUUGCGUAUACUCUUUAGUAUACGUUUUUACCGGAUUUUAUAACAAAAUGCCUCAUUCGUACUGUUCAGACCCUAUAAAAAUGUACGGUUGUAAAACCAACUAUACCAACUUCACUCACUCUCCCGAAUUUAUUUUCUUUUACAAUUAUGUUGAAAGGUAUAUGGACGCAGACGCACAUUACUAUAAUUGGCGGAACGCAGUACUUCUCGUUUUUAUUUGGUUAAUAAUUUUAAUUGUCACUUGGUUCAGUAUUCUGCGACAUCAUUGGGUUGUAAUAAUACACAGCCUUUCAAUUAUUUUGGUGCUAAUAUACGCCACCACUGUUGGUUUAAUAAUGGAUUCAAAGGAUGGAAAUUUUACAGGUCUGAGUCGAAUGUUUAUUCCAACAACGAAUGAUAUCCUCCAGAUCCGUACUUGGAUUUAUCCAUUGGAACAAAGUGUUGUAAGUCUUGGUGUAGGAGCAGGUCCUUUGAUUACAAUAUGGUCUAUUUCUAAACUGAAAUACUGGUCACCUUGUGACACUCUAAUGAUAAAUGUGGUCACUUUCAUUUGCACUUUAUUGUCAGGGAUUAUUUUCUUCAGUUCUGCAGGAAUUUUAGUUGGUCAAAACAAAAAAACAUUACCGGAAAAACACGAAGAACUUCACGUUCAUGUUUUAUACACGCCUCUAUUCAAUAUGUUGGGUAAAGGUGCGAGUAACUUUACUGUGGUUAUUUACUACCUUGUGUUAUUUUGUAGCUGUUUAUACUCUUUGCUAGAAUAUGUCCAAAUUUUGCUUCUGUACAUAAGUAGUUAUGUUCUAAUCGAUAAAAGAAGACGUAAAAUAGUUAUAAUAAUGACUUGUUCCUUUCUGUGCAUUUGUUCGACUCUUGUUGGUGAUUUCAAGUGGGGUUUUGCUAUUAUUAUGUCAAUUAAUAAAAACUUUAUUGCAACCGCUUUACUUAUAAUUCUCACUUUUGAACUGUUAUCAGUGUCAUAUUUUUAUGGUUUUCGAAAUUUUUGCGACGAUAUUGAAUUUAUGUUAGGAUUUGUUCCUAAUUAUUUUUUUCAGAUUACGUGGUUGUUGUUACCAGCAGUGUUUUCUGUAUUUUCAGCCGCCUCUCUUUACCUAAAAUUCCAAGAGAUCGAAAAUAACCACGACAUAAUAAUCCUAUCUUUAAUAAUUUUGUUUAUUAUUUUGCCAGUGAUUCUAAUUGCAAUGAUUAAAUGCAUAGUUGGAAUAAGAGAAAUGGGUAUAAGAAGAGUGUUAAAUCCUCGAAGGAAUGAAUCAGAUUGGGAGAAUGACUCUGUUCAAUUAUCACCCACAACUUCAAUAUUCGCAAUUCAUCAAGAUUCUCUUCGCAAUUACCGUACUGAAUAUCCAUCAAGUCAAAAUUUUUCCAUCUCAGAACCGGAAAAUUUAAACUUUAGGAACAAACAAAACAAAUCAAUUCAAUUUUAAUUCAAUAAAGUUCGUUUUACGAAAGUCUCUUUUACAAAUUUCAUGCAAGUCACCAUUCGAGGACUCCCGAAAAAACCACACACGUGUUUAAAACCCUCCUUUUAAAUCGCAUUUAAGACGUUUUUAAGAAGAGUUCAAAAUACAUAUUGUGAUACGCGUGACCUGACAUUUUUCCUUCAUGAUUGAUGAUUGAAAAAUCAUUCACAAAUCCAGGUGCAUUUUUUCACUUCCUUGCAAUUUCAGUCGCGUGGUUAACAAUAUGGCCAUUUCCUAAUCAAACUAUCCCCUAUUAAAGCGAAAAAAGGGCGGUUUACGCGUGCUUAGCACGUUCUCACUGGGGAUGCUAAUAAUAAAAAAACGCAGGGUGCAUUUUACGUGUGUUAUAUACUUCUAGAUUUACAUAGGGGUGUUGCACAUACAAUGGCCUAAACGA